This is a messenger RNA of Schistocerca nitens (vagrant locust), 2428 nucleotides long. Its product is annotated as D-threo-3-hydroxyaspartate dehydratase-like. The record is from RefSeq and is a predicted model, not a curated record. Gene Ontology annotation, biological process: D-serine catabolic process. Lineage: Eukaryota; Metazoa; Arthropoda; Insecta; Orthoptera; Acrididae. The transcript has 7 exons. Gene Ontology annotation, molecular function: D-serine ammonia-lyase activity. Bases 132 to 1301 code for a protein of 389 amino acids.
GUGCUAUCUACUGUCUGAAUCGAGCAGCUGUUUAUUUCGCGUCGGCCUUGGCGUUAAGAGGAGUGUGUCUUCUGUGCAAGACGAAACUGUUAUGAAGUAGUGUCUCGUCUGCGCAAGGCGAACCUGUUACCAUGUCAGUUGGUGUACGGACUCUUGCCAAAAGUUGUGUUGGGAAGCGGCUGUCAGAUGUUCCCACACCGGCAUUCCUUGUGGAUAAGCAAAUAGUUCUAAACAACUGUCAGAACAUGCUAAAAAAAUGUGCGGAACUCGGUAUUAAGCUCCGACCUCAUGUGAAAACUCAUAAAACGGAAGAAGCAGCACUGCUCCAGACUGGUGGUCAGAAAAAAUGUAUCACUGUCUCAACAUUCAGAGAGGCAGAAUUCUUCGCAGAUUGUGGUUGGGAUGAUAUUCUGUUAGCAUUCCCUCUUGCACCUUUCCACAUUGGUCGUGCCAAGUCACUUGCAGAUCAUAUCUCAACCUUUCACUUGCUGGUCGACAAUGUUGAUUCAGCAACAGCAUUGGCCAAAUCACCAAUACCUGCUGGCAAAGCUUCAUGGUCAGUUUUUAUCAAAGUUGAUACAGGAUAUGCAAGAGCUGGUGUUCGGUGGUCUGACACAGAAAUGGCUGUAGCGAUAUGUAAAGCCCUUCAGCCAUCAGUGAAGCUUCAGGGAUUGUAUGCUCACUGUGGAGAUUCAUAUCACACAAGCUCACUAACAGAGGUGUCAGCUGUGCGUAAUCGUACAGCUGAGCGUGUAGUGAAACUUAGUGAGGAGCUUGUGCAGAGGGGUUUUGCAUGCCCAAUCAUUUCUAUUGGAUCCACACCAUCAAUGAGUGCCAGUGUAAAUGCUGAAGACCACAAAGUUUUGCAGAAGCUUAACGAGGCACAUGUAGGGAAUUAUGUAUUCUAUGAUCUUCAGCAGGCAUCUCUGUAUUCAUGUUCCUUGGAUGAUGUGGCUUGUAGGGUUAUGACUCGUGUUAUUGGUCAUUACCAACAUCGAAAACAGAUGCUUAUUGAUUGUGGAUUCACUGGGCUAACCAAACAAGGACUGAAUGCUAAUAAAUUUGUUGCAGGAUAUGCCCUAUUUGAGAAUCAUCCAAAUCUAAAGUUAAUUGAAAUGUCACAAGAAGUGGGCAAAGUUGAAGGUGUUGAUGGUAACCUAGAUUUCGAUCGAUACCCAAUUGGAACUGAACUGUUUCUGUACCCUUACCAUGCAUGUGCGACAGCAUCUCAACAUCCUGUUUAUUACAUUCACAAAGAUGGUCUUGUUGAAGAGGAGUGGAAACCUAUUAGAGGAUGGUAGCCUCGAGUAUGACUUUUAGUACUGUUAGUUAAAGAGCUUCUGUAAAGUGUUUUGCACCUGUUGUUAAUUAUACCCAAUCAAGCAAAAAUGCCCAGAAUGAAAUAUUUGUUAUCUAAUUAGAGCGCAACUCUGAUAUUCGAUCAGUGGCAUACAGUCUGGCUGACCAGCACUUCUGAUCAUAUGAACAAGUGCAAAAUUGAAUCGAUUCAAGGAUCCCCACAAAAGUCCCAGUUCUGCUACAGGAUUCGUAUGCUAUCCGAAAGAUGGGAGAAUGUAGUGGCCAGCGAUGGGGAAUACUAUGAAUCAUAAUUUUAAUUGUAAGUUUUUCACAAUAAAGCCCCGAACUUUGAGAAAAAACAGCAGAAGCAAAGUUGUAGAUCUAGUAUUAAACAACAAUGCACAGGUUUUAUGUUAAAAUAACUAAUUUGCGUAUCAAAUUUUAUUGAAAUAAUUCCAGGGGCUUAGGAUGAGCUUUUUACGCACAACUUUGCUCACAUAUGCAUGUGUAAAAUAUAUUUCACAUGUACGUAACAUAUUUCACUUGUAUCUGUACACUUAUUUCAAAUGUACCUCUGACGAACCUUGCCCUACAAUUUCAUUUUCAUGCAGCUCAAUGUUUAUGGUGAUGUAUCUCCUGAAUUAAGGGUCAUGCAAUGAUAUAUUUGUGUACAUACGUUCUGCAACAUAUGUGGAUAAUGUCUAAAAAAUAUGUUGCUAAUAGAAUUAGUAGUAAAGAAGAAAUAAAUUAAAAUGUCAUGUAUGAAAGAUUAGUUUUUCACACAUUUCGGCAUUUGAUAUCAUAUCUCCUGAACUGUGUUGUACAAUGAUAUAUUUUUGAUGGCAUAUUCAGUGGCAUAUGUGGAUAUUGGCUACAUAAAGUGUUGUGAAUAGAGUUAGCAGCAACAAAGUAAUAAAUUUAAAUGUCUUGUAUGAUGCAGCAGUUUUUCAUGCAUCUCAUUGUUGAUGUCAUAAUAUCUCCUGAACUGUGAGUCGUACAAUGAUAUAAUUUUGGUGGUAAAUCCCAUGGUAUAUAUGAAUACUGUCUGCAAAAUGUGUUGUGAAUACAGGUUGUAGUAAAUAAGUAAUAAAAUAAAAGUCGUGCUUCAUGCGGCAGUUUUUGGAAGUAA